This is a messenger RNA of Pogoniulus pusillus (Red-fronted tinkerbird), 1733 nucleotides long. RefSeq names its product nucleoredoxin like 2 (gene NXNL2). Bases 243 to 713 code for a protein of 156 amino acids. NCBI's taxonomy places the organism in Eukaryota, Metazoa, Chordata, Aves, Piciformes, Lybiidae. Gene Ontology annotation, biological process: sensory perception of smell; photoreceptor cell maintenance; visual perception. The transcript has 2 exons. The record is from RefSeq and is a predicted model, not a curated record.
GUCACUCAGCGGUGGGCGGACGUGGGAGAUCGCGGGCGCCGCGAAGGCGGCGGCUUAGGAGCCUGGUCGCCGGUUUAGGGCUGUCUGCCAAAGCCUGUGCCCGGGCGGGUUGUGUGACGCGGCUCGGUCAGGAGAAGAAUCCCGGCGUGAGGCAGCUCUUGGGCUCAUAGCCCGUCUGGGCUCGCAGUUCCCCGUGCCACUCUUGGCUCUGCUGCGUCGUGUGGGGGCCGUUCGUUGUCAGCAUGGUGGAUGUGUUCAGCGGGCGGCUCCUGAUAAGUAAGGACGGGCGCAGCGUGGACCCCGAUGAGGCUCUGCAGAACAAGGUCGUGGGUUUGUAUUUCUCCGCCGGCUGGUGCUCCCCGUGCCGCGACUUCACCCCAGUACUCUGCGACUUCUACACGGAGCUGCUGGAGGAGACCCAGCCCCCGCCCCCCUUCGAGGUCGUCUUCAUCUCUUCCGACCACAGCGCUGAGGAGAUGGCGGGUUACAUGCGUGCCAUGCACGGGAACUGGCUCGCUCUUCCCUUCCACGACCCCUACAAGCAUGAUCUGAAGAAGAAAUACAACAUAACAGCAAUUCCUAAACUGGUGAUUGUGAAACAAACUGGAGAAGUCAUUACUGACAAGGGAAGGAAACAGAUCAGAGACAAAGGGCUGUCCUGUUUUCGGAACUGGCUUGAGGGUGCAGAUAUCUUUCAGAAUUUUUCUAUCUAAAUACUUGACAGGUGAAAGCAAGACAAGGCAUUGUGGAAAACUUUGUUGAGCUCUGGAAAUGUUGUUGCCUUCUUCAGAACAAGACGGGUAAACUUUAUUUAUCUUUUCUUGUAAACUGGUUUUAUUAUCAACAUGAAUAUUAGUUAUUCCAGUAAGUUAUAAUGCAAUUAUUGUUUUAUUUAUAUUGUUCUGUCUACUAUAUUCAGUAUGAACCAAAGCAUUCUUGAUAGUACCAAAGAGCUUCAGGAAAAUAGGCUGUUUUAGAUAGUGGUGAUGGAGCACUGUGUAAUCUAUGGAAAUACUUACUUUGCAAAAUCUGUAUGGUAAGAAUUAUAUACGUGCAGAAACCUGUUUUUCUUGAUGACAGCUUUUUUUUCUGCCAGUUAACACAUUUUAAUGAAAGAAAAAGUUUUGCUUUAAUAAAUAUCUGUUUAUGAAAUGCCUAAUAUGUCUUCCUUAUCAAUCAUAAAAAGCUGGUUGGAACAUACUGUGAUUUUAAUAUAGGAUGCAUUUGUCAUUAUAGAAAAAAUACUUCUUUUGGUUGUUUUAUUUUAGUUUCUGGAGGACUUUCUUAUGUUCUGCUGAGUUUUCCUUACCCCCGUAUUUUUAAACUUGGUGCUGUAAGCUAAGUUGUUAUAUUCCAAGUUAACACCAGAUCAGAUCUAACAUAAAGUAAUUUUCUGUCCUCUUUUUGCUGAAGGGUGUAGAAGCAAACGUCAAAAAGUGAUACCAGCUCUCUCUGAUAGGUGUUACAUCUAAAGUAAAGCCUGGUUUCCCUGUGUUCUUCAUCAGUUGUUGUUUUCAGAUUUGAGAGCGAGUCUUCUUGAUUGGAUCCCAGGUUAGACAUUGGUGCAAUUGGUAAGGUAAAGAAACACUUCCUAUUAAGCCAACACUUCGCUGAUUCAGAAUUUUAAGACUUUAACUGAAUUGUUAUUAAUAUUAUAGCAGUUACAAACACUUAUUUUACUAACACUUCAGGUUUCUCAGUUGUUAGAAUUUACUCCAAAUAAAGAUACAUUU